AUGGAACUCAAUACUACAAAGGCUACUGGCCAGGGACUGUGUCCAACCCCAUUUCUCCAGGAAGACCUUUUCCCGUCUGUGGGUGGUUUUGUUGAUGGCAGAUUCUGUUCAAGUCUUUUAGGUCCAUCAUGCUGUCUCCCAUGUCCCCAAGCAGAUUGGCUGUAUCCGGACAACUUCGCUACUAUUACCAAAUCCGCCGAUUGGAUCAAUGUUGUCGGAAUAGUCUGCUCGAUGUUCCUAAUAGUGUCUUUUGCCAUCCUUCCAAUCCACAAAACACAUCGACACUACUUAAGCGUGUGUCUAGCUAUUGCAACUGUGGUUAUGCAGCUGGGCUUCAUUAUUCCUCUCGGCGCGAAUCCGAAUCAAUGCUUUAAUGCGAUUACUCCAAACGAUAUGAACACGAGCAAGCCAUGUGCGCUCUCCGGGGCCUUCUUAAUUGCUGGGGGGUGGUGCGGUGUGAUGUGGGUGUUCUUAAGAGCCGUGGCGCUGCAUCUCCAGAUAUGCUGGCAGGUGGUGAUAGGAAAGGCGUUCAUGUGGGGUGCUCUGGCGACAGGAUGGGGGAUACCAGCAAUAGGGUUGACUUUUUCCUUGGUAUUCAGCGGCGUCUCUUUCAGAUUUGGAGAAACAUGCCACAUCAACCACAGGCAUAGUCUGGCUACCUUAUGGAUUCCGCUCCUGGUAUUUGCGGGGGUUACGGUCAUCAUUCAGUUUGCGACUUUUGGCUAUUGCAUCAAAGUCUACGUAGCAUCCCUUGCCGACGACUCAAAUACCACCAGUAGCUCUGGAUUACCAUCCUACAACAAUAGUGCUCGAGAAACUAUAUCGCCAAGGCAAGCAUAUCGACGGGUCCGAAGGGUCAUUGAACUACAAUGGAGAGGUAUUGCAAUCGUUAUCCUAAUCAUUGCCGAUGUCAUCUUCUUCGCCGUAGUCUUUGUUUUCAUGGAUGAUAUCGAGGUCGAUGUCAUCAAAAGUCCCACGAAAUCAAUAGAUUGGAUUGAGUGUCUAAUAAAGACAAACGGAGACAAAAUUGCCUGUCUACCUUUUGCGAAAUCCUUGGUUGUCAACGAAGCUACCGUCAUGUCCGUACUUGUAUUAUUGUCGCUGAAUGGUAUUUGGUGUCUAUUCCUCCUUGGCCGCUUCUCGAUGUUCGUAGGCUGGUGGGAAAUGGUUCGGGGCACGGUGAAGCCAUACAAAACUGAAUUCAUUAGCGCGGAUGUUGGACAAUUCAAGGACCCCGGCACGUACGAGAUGCUGGGUCACGAACGGGACAAUGUAAAGACGCCAGAGCCACUCAUAUCUCAGCCCAUUACACCAUUAUCGCCAGUGGCUAAAAGCGGGCGGGAAACGCCAGAUUACUUUGGGCGUGAAGCUCGAUAUAACUCACCCUCGCGCUCUUUCAGCUCACCAAAGCCACCGCAAGGCCAUAGUUGGGACUCAACUACGUCGCACGCACAGCCGCUCUAUUAUGAAGGAAUGAACCCUUUAGCGAUAAAUAAGAUCUAG
Molecule: messenger RNA, 1503 nt
Organism: Lachnellula hyalina
Lineage: Eukaryota; Fungi; Ascomycota; Leotiomycetes; Helotiales; Lachnaceae
Exons: 5
Coding region: 1-1503 (500 amino acids)
Biological process (GO): G protein-coupled receptor signaling pathway; cell surface receptor signaling pathway
Cellular component (GO): membrane
Molecular function (GO): G protein-coupled receptor activity
Source: RefSeq, a predicted model, not a curated record